AUGGGCUUUACUCCUCCAGCCAGCGCGGGUGAACUACCCGCGAUCCCCGAUAACAUUCCCAUUAGCGAGUUCAUGCUCAACGAUCACUAUGGGCGAGCUCCUUUGCAAGAAUCAAGAGACCCAUUUACAUGCGGAAUCACCGGAAAAUCCUACUCCGUCGCUCAGGUUGCAGAGAGAGUUGACUAUUUAACUCGAGCACUAGCUAAGGAGUUCAACUGGGCCCCAAAUAGUGGUACGGAGUGGGACAAAGCAGUGGCAGUCUUCAGCGUAAACACGAUCGACACGCUCCCCCUGUCCUGGGCAACCCAUCAGUUGGGAGGAAUUGUUUCUCCUGCCAACGCAGCUUACUCUGCGGCCGAGUUGAAACAUCAGCUGCUCGAUUCCCAAGCAAAAGCCUUGUUCACAUGUGUUCCUUUGCUCUCCACUGCCUUGGAGGCGGCGGCCUUGGCUGGGUUUCCCCAAGACCGCAUCUACCUGCUUGAAGUACCCGCCGCACUCACAGGCGGUGCAAGCAUCCCUGCGCAAUACAAGACCGUCUCCCAAUUCAUCGAAGCAGGAAAAUCACUUCCUAAAGUAGAGAAACUCAACUGGAGCGCAGGAGAGGGUGCUCGUCGAACCGCAUUUCUAUGCUAUUCCAGUGGCACAUCAGGACUGCCUAAAGGUGUCAUGAUCUCUCACAGGAACGUGAUCGCAAACGUUUUGCAAAUUUCCGCUUUCGAAAAGACUCAUCGCGACAACCUCGGCACGUCUAAGGGACGUUCCAGACAUAACGAAGUCUCUUUAGGUCUCCUUCCUCAGAGCCACAUCUAUGCAUUGGUGGUUGUGUGCCAUGCUGGCCCCUAUAGAGGUGACCAGGUGAUUGUAUUACCAAAGUUCGAACUGAAGUCGUACCUCUCUGCCAUCCAAACCUUCAAGAUUGCGUCCCUUUUCUUGGUGCCUCCAAUCAUCAUUACCAUGCUCCGAAACCAGGAUGUCUGCAACAAGUACGACCUGUCCUCGGUCGAUUCAUUGUUCAGUGGUGCAGCUCCCUUGGGUAUGGAAACAGCCGAAGAUUUUCAAAAGGUAUACCCAGGAGUUACGAUCCGGCAAGGUUACGGUCUGACAGAGACAUGCACGGUCGCCUCCUCGACUCACCCUGCCGACGUCUUCUUUGGAUCCUCCGGCUGUCUCCUCCCUGGGUUUGAAGCUCGCAUAGUCACUCCAGACGGCCAGGAAAUUACAAGCUAUGACACUCCCGGAGAACUUUUGCUCCGCAGUCCAAGUGCGGUGCUGGGUUAUCUCAACAAUGACAAGGCCAACAAGGAGACAUUUGAGGACGGAUGGGUGCGCACCGGUGACGAAGCCGUUAUCCGCCUGAGCCCAAAGAACACUGAGCAUGUGUUCAUUGUUGAUCGCAUCAAGGAACUGAUCAAGGUCAAGGGUCUACAAGUUGCCCCGGCGGAGCUUGAGGCCCACCUACUCACCCAUCCCGCUGUCGCAGAUUGUGCCGUCAUCGCUGUCCCCGACGAGGCUGCUGGCGAGAUUCCAAAGGCUAUAGUUGUCAAAUCCGCCUCGGCUGACAAGGACGAUGAGAAGACGAUACAGUCAAUCAAGAAGUUUGUGGAAGAGCACAAGGCUCGGCAUAAGUGGUUGAAGGGUGGCGUUCGAUUCAUCGACGCUAUUCCGAAAAGCCCUAGUGGAAAGAUUUUGCGCCGGUUUCUUCGAGACCAGGAGAAGGAGGCGCGCAGGCGCGCUGGCAGAGCCGAAGAAGAUGCCUACGUAGGGGCUGACGAGGCCGAAGAAAUCUUCCAGCGGGAUGAGGACCAUCCCAUGGACUCCGACGGCGACGAUGGAGACGAGCCCAUGACCUUUGAACAGGAGGAAAUCACCUUGGAGAACGACUCUUCCGCCCAUUUCGAUCUUCAUUCAGACUCGAUCUUCUGCAUUGCCCAACACCCAAUCCACAACUCUAUCGUUCUCACCGGCUCCGGCGACGAUACCGCAUACAUCUUCGAUUCUACACCGCAGACCGAGCGCCCUCUUCUGCCACAGAGUUACGAGUCGAACCCGCAACCGAAGAAGGAGCGGGACUCUCUGCAGCCCAUCACGAAGAUUGAAGGCCACAAGGAUACCGUCAAUGCAGUUGCGUUCACUGAACCCAAGGGUGAAUAUGCCGUGACAGCGGGUUUAGAUGGUCAGCUGCGCGUAUUGCGCGAUACUACUCCCCAGCUUACUGGCCAGGCUUGGGAGUUUGUCGCGGAGGCGCAGGAAGUGGAGGAAAUCAAUUGGGUUGCUGUUUGUCCUUGUGAGAAUGGUGAUGAGGAGAAGAGCAACGUGAUUGCUAUGGGAGCGAAUGACGGUAGCGCUUGGGUGUUCCGUAUUGACCACAAGGACGCCGCUCAGCCGAUCUCGAUCAUCCAGACCUUCUUCCAGCACACCGGAUCCUGCACAGCGGGUGCCUGGACACCCGACGGAAAGCUUCUCGCAACCGUCUCGGAGGAUGGCAGCUUCUACGUAUAUGAUGUCUUUGGCGCUGCCGCCGCCGCCGGUAUCUCCUACUCCGCCGGAACUAGUGCCGUUGUCGGAUUGACCGCAGAUGACCAGCGGUUUGAGGUGGAAGGAGGUCUUUACUCUGUUGCCGUUGCGCCGGGUGGUGGGUUCGCCGCUGUUGGUGGCGCGGAAGGUCACAUCAAGAUUGUCGGCCUUCCUCGUCUGGCAUCUGGCGGUGCUGCUGCAUCGAAAGCGAAGGGUAAGGCUUCCGGCUCGCAAUCGACAAGUGCUGCUGCUGGUACUCUGCUGGCUUCUCUUCAAGCUCAGUCCGAUGGCAUUGAGACUCUGUCCUUCUCCUCUCCUCCCUUGAGUCUUCUCGCUGCCGGCUCGGUGGACGGAUCGAUUGCCCUGUUCGAUACCGCCCACCGCUUUGCUCUCCGUCGCCAUAUCAAGGAGGCAUCCGAAGGUGCCGUGGUUAAGGUUGAAUUCCUUCAGAGCCGCGGUGGAGCGAGUCCCUUGCCUCCCCGUGGUCCUGUUGCCGCGGCUGCACAAGGUCAGCCAUGGCUUCUCACUUCCGUCGGCAUGGACGGUGUGGUAAGGCGCUGGGAUGCCCGUGGUGGCACUGCAGCUGCCGCACAGGGACUGUUGAAGGAAUGGAAGGGCCAUUUAGGUCUCACCGAGAACUCGGAGGGUGAGCAGUCCGGUGGCAUUAUGGCCUUUGUUCAAUCGUCGGAUGGAAAGCGGGUUGUCACUGCGGGUGACGAUGGCAUUGCCUUUGCCUUUGAAGAGUAA
Molecule: messenger RNA, 3261 nt
Organism: Aspergillus alliaceus
Lineage: Eukaryota; Fungi; Ascomycota; Eurotiomycetes; Eurotiales; Aspergillaceae
Exons: 9
Coding region: 1-3261 (1086 amino acids)
Molecular function (GO): CoA-ligase activity; protein binding
Source: RefSeq, a predicted model, not a curated record